AAUUCAGAUUCCCUUUGGAUCCUGAAGCCUUUUUAAAAAGGGGUAGGUGGAGUUUCGCCUCUCUCCUGUCCCCAGACCUGAGUUUGGUCACAUCGGUUGGGUGUUGCCACUUUCCGGUCUCCUUGCUGGCGAGUCCACUGGUCCUGGUCCCCUUUCCCCAAACUGAAACACACUUAGUAACUUUUUAAUUAAGUUUCAAGCAAAUUCAAAGGGAAACAUCUCCUAGUCAUCGAAACCCUGCAAUGGAUCAGCACAAGUAUCGUACGGCGGGCGUACAGGAGAAGCUGGAGAUCAUCGGCGUAGAGGACGCUGAUGGGAACCCCAUCAGCGCCCUGACCAUCCUGUCUCUGCUGGAGCGCGUGGCCGGCAUCAUCGACAAUGUGCAGUCCUGCCAGCAGCGCAUGGAGGAGCGUCAGCUGGACCUGGAGACCAACAUCAAGACCAUCCAGGGCGACGUCAUGAAGCUGGCCAAGGACCACACGGACACCAGCGGCACGGUGGAGAAGCUCCUGCAGAAGACUCGCAAGGUCAGCGCCAACGUCAAGGAGGUCCGGGCGCGCGUCGAGAAACAAAACGUUCGCGUCAAGAAGGUGGAAACCACGCAGGACGAGCUGCUCACCCGCAACAAGUUCCGCGUCGUCAUCUACCAGGGUGAGACCGAGAUCCCAUCUGUGGCCGUCACUAAGUCUUCCAAAGGAUCCGGCCUGGACGGGCUGGAGAUUGAGCCCGACUCCUACGAUGUCCCUGCAGACCUCUCCUCCGACGAGGAGUACCUGAGCGUGGAGGAGGCCGACCCCUCGCGGGCCGCCCGCAUCAAGAAAUCAGUCGUGAAGAGCACAGAGAGCCUGAAGGCCGCCUUCUCCAAGGAGAAGAUGAGCAAAACUAAAGGCAACCUGGGCACCAAGUUCCACAACCUGGGAGAGAAGGUCAUGCCCAACGAGCGGAGGGAAAAGAUGCACCAAGCUGGCGAGCGACUGAAGCAGUCCGGUGAGCGGCUGAAGGAGAACAUCGCCAAGAAAGCUCCAACCAGAGAGACCUUCCGCAUCAAGCUGAAGAAGGAGAGAGCCGUCGCCGAGGGCCAGGAGGGCGCCGAGGCCGGAGCGGAGGCCGAGGCCGAGCUCCACAUCGACGCUCCGGCCGAGGAGAAGCCGCUCGCCUACACCGAGGUCGCGAUGGAAACCAAGAGAGAAGGGCCAGUGGAGGAAGCCGGCGCCACCCGGAUAGAAGACGAGGAUUACAGGAAGUAGAUCAGACGUCAGAUCAGACAUGAAGAGGAGGCGGGACGCCGCGGAAAGCUCGUAAUGCCGAGGAUUUAGAGAGAGGGUCUGUGAUUGGUCAACAUUGAUGGACAUUUUUUAUUUUUAUUCGCUAGGAUUUAUUCAAACGGAAGAAUCAGUACUGACACCAAAAACUCAUCCGAACUGGUUAUUUAUCAAAUCUAUUUCAGGGUGUUGAUUAAAGUCACUCUGUCAGAUUUUGUCUGUUGACAUUUUCAACAAUUAUAUAAUUUAAACAACUUGACAUGAAUGUGCGAAUCUUUAUUUCAAAUGCACUAAGAAACAAACGCAGUUUUAGAAUUUGUUGACUAAUUUGUGAGUCCCAAAAAUGUCAGAGAUGUGAGAUUGUUACCGGGGUUGUGUUGGGAUUGGUCACCAUGGUGGCACCAGAUGGCUUGAAGGAAAAGAAACGGUUGAUAAAGGAUGAUGAAUGUUGA
Messenger RNA from Perca fluviatilis (European perch), 1714 nucleotides. It is a transcript of the gene cavin4a, whose product is annotated as caveolae associated protein 4a. Lineage: Eukaryota; Metazoa; Chordata; Actinopteri; Perciformes; Percidae. The transcript has 2 exons. The coding region runs from base 243 to 1247 and encodes 334 amino acids. Gene Ontology annotation, biological process: regulation of gene expression. Gene Ontology annotation, cellular component: cytoplasm; caveola. The record is from RefSeq and is a predicted model, not a curated record.